AUGCCCGGGAACCUCACCGUGACGAGCAUCGCUUUGGGAAGUUCUCACACCUGUGCGGUUUUGGCCGAUGCCUCACUCUGGUGUUGGGGAUGGAACAUAUAUGGUCAGUUGGGAGAUGAAACAUAUGAUGAUUCACAUACCCCGACCGCGGUCAAGACCCUAGGUCCAGGCACCACAUCGAGCGUCGCCUGCGGUUCCGACUUCACGUGCGCGAUCCUCAAGGGAGUUGGGUCAGUCAAAUGCUGGGGAACCACGCGCACCUCAACUGGUACCUCAACUGUCCCAACCUCAACUGUCCCAAUCGCCUUGGAUAUUGGAAGUGGGCGAACGGCCUUAAACAUCACCACUGGACACAGUCAUGCGUGCGUUCUCCUUGACGACCGCUCGGUCAAGUGUUGGGGGGAUAACACCGAAGGUCAAGUUGGGAACGGUGGCCCAAACGUCAUUUCCACGCCGACAGCGAUAGACGUCGGCGGUGCUGGAGUAGUGAGCAACAUCACCGCGGGAGGGUUCUCAACGUGUGCGAUUCGCGUCGGCGGAACUGUCAUGUGCUGGGGUGAUAACGACUCCGGACAGCUCGGCAUCGACGCAAUCGAUCAGCAAGAACACACCGACAAAGCAGACAGGAUAGUCCCGACUGAGUCAGCCGCGUCCGAUCUUGUGACGCAGAUUUCAAUGGGUUCUGCUGGGACGGCGUGUGCCGUGCUCAAAAACGGCAAGGCAGACUGCUGGGGCGCAUACAUAUCAGAAGGUCCCUACGGAACUAAUUGGAAUCAGCAGGGAAGUGGCGUUCGUCGGCGACUCUUACAGAACUUCGCUUUAGUUGAAAUACAAUACUCGGAGCAUGGGAAAGCGGUCAGUGUCAGCGUAGGCUCUGGUCACGCAUGCGUGGUACUGGAAGACGAGUCGAUAUGGUGCUGGGGCAGGGAUGAUGCUGGCCAGGUUGGAGACGGCCCUGGGAGCCAAACGGGGAAUGGAUAUCAUCCGAGAAUGGUGACUUGCGGUACAAAUAAGUACGCCGGGAGCACGUCCUGCACAUCUUGCCCGAGCGGGAAGGUCAAUCCAGCGGGUGACGCUGUUUAUGGCUCAUAUGCAGGCACGUGCAAGCUUCCUCCUUCUCCCGCUCCUGUGCCUCAGAGUGAGAGGGAGUGCGGGUCCGUUGCGCCGACGUCGUACAGCUUGCUUACCGAUUCAUGCGCCGCUUGCUUCGCCGGAUUCUACACGAGCAACUCGAGCGUGUACUACGAUUGCGGCACAUCUUGGAUAUACUACUUUUCGCCGAAAUAUGUCACGUUCGACGGAUCGCAACCUACGUGGAACGGAGGAGCUUACCUCCACCAUAAUUACGGGCGAUCGGAUUCGGCGGGGUCUUGGCUAUAUCAAUCUAGUUGGAUGUACGCUGCGAGCGCGACGUUCAAAGGGUUUGACUGCACCACAGGCGACCUAUCAGGGGGAUUGACGCCAUCAAGUUUCGCCGCCAUCGGCGCCGCCGCCAUCGGCUUCCACUCCUGCGGCGAAGAAGGAAGCUGCAGAGACGAGGGAGAAAGCCGAGAAGACCCGCGACGCUAUGCUCACCGGCGUCACGAACGCAAAGCUGAAGAAGAAGGCCAAGCUCCUCGCAGACGCGGCAAUCAGCGGGAAGAAGGUGAAGAAGAUGUCCGCCAAGCUGACAGCCGCUGACGAGGACACCGCGUGCUCGGACUACUAUACCAAGGCGGGGCUCUCCAGCUCACUCGGCGCGUGCAUCGCGACGGCGGCAUCAAGGCGUCGGUCACUCGCCGCGACGACGUAUGACGUCUCUGUUUUUUUCAGCGAGGCUGAGGUCGACGACGCAACGCUGACUGCUGCCGAGAACUCGCUCAAGGCAGAGGGCGUGACGGGUGUCGAGACGAGUGACCCCAUCGACCCUAUCGCCGAACUCGGGACGAUCGACGGCGUGGACACGAGCACCUUGGAGUCGUUCAAGACCGAGGCGGCUGCCGCAGCGGCGACGAUGCCGCCUUCUCCACCGCCGCCCCCAAUCUCCCGGCCUCCACCUGGACCGCCUGUCCCUAACCUCAUCCAAGACGACGACGACCACGCAUCCACAAACCAAGGCUUAUUCAUUCUCCUCACGAUGACCGCCCUAAACUUUCUGUUGUAAUGUGUAUGGUAAAAC
Micromonas commoda is the source of this 2158-nucleotide messenger RNA. RefSeq lists its product with no specific name. The coding region runs from base 1 to 1680 and encodes 559 amino acids. Gene Ontology annotation, molecular function: guanyl-nucleotide exchange factor activity. Gene Ontology annotation, cellular component: cytoplasm. The transcript has 2 exons. The record is from RefSeq and is a predicted model, not a curated record. Lineage: Eukaryota; Viridiplantae; Chlorophyta; Mamiellophyceae; Mamiellales; Mamiellaceae.